Messenger RNA from Sinocyclocheilus rhinocerous, 1285 nucleotides. RefSeq names its product NUAK family SNF1-like kinase 1. Gene Ontology annotation, biological process: protein phosphorylation. The record is from RefSeq and is a predicted model, not a curated record. Gene Ontology annotation, molecular function: protein kinase activity; ATP binding. Lineage: Eukaryota; Metazoa; Chordata; Actinopteri; Cypriniformes; Cyprinidae. The transcript is spliced from 6 exons. Bases 1 to 1260 code for a protein of 419 amino acids.
AUGCCGGACUCAGCCAGAAGAUGCUUGAGACUUUCAACAUCAGCGCCCAUACCAAAAGAACAGCAUGGAAGUACAACACACUUCACAGGUGAGCUGCAGCUUGCCAUGGAGCGAGAGCAGUCCACGGAGCGCGGCGCCUCCUCACCCGCACCGGAGGAGCGAGCGCAGGUGAAGACACAUCACCAUAAACACAGCCUCGGGCGCCGGUUUGAAGUGCUGGAGACGCUGGGCAGAGGCACGUACGGCAAAGUCAAGCUCGCGUUGGAGAGACAGCGUGGAAAGACGGUGGCUAUUAAAUCCAUUAGAAAGGACAGAUUGAGGGAUGAUCUGGAUAGAGCUCACAUCCAGAGAGAAAUUGAGAUCACCGCCUCUCUUGUGCACCCAAAUAUCAUCCGUCUACAUGAGGUGUUCGAGAGCAGAGAGAGGAUUGUGAUGGUGAUGGAGUACGCGAGCGGAGGAGAGCUGUAUGACUACAUUCAGGACAAACAGAGACUGUCAGAGGAGGAGGCCAGACACUUCUUCAGACAGAUCACCUCUGCUGUGCAAUACUGCCAUAAAGUGGACUGCUGGUCUCUUGGUGUGCUGUUAUAUGCUCUGGUUUAUGGCUCCAUGCCUUUUGAUGGUACAAGUUACAGCAUCCUUAAAGAGCAGAUACGCCAUGGACGAUAUACGAUCCCAGAUGUCCUGUCAGAGGCCCGUUCAUUGAUCGGAUGGAUGCUCACAGUGAAAAUAGAAGACAGAGCCACUGUGGAAGAUGUCGCUAAUCAUUGGUGGCUAAACCUAAACUGUCCAAAAGCUACAAAGAGUAAACCGUGCGCCUCCACCCUACCCAGAAAGAAACAUAAGGAAAGAAGAUUGACCUCAAACAGCAGCUUCGUUCUGCUGUCGCCUCUCGAGUCUUCUUCCCACAACCAGCCCACGAAGGGCAUCCUGAAGAAUCUCUACAGUCAGCUUGAGUACACAGACAGGUCUGGGGCUGCUGGAAACAGUACGGCAGCGACUAGCGAAGAUGUGGGAAGAAUCGGGACAGAUAACGGGAGGAAGAGGAAGGGCAUUCUUAAGUGUAAUGGAAAGUUCUCCGGUGUUUCUCCAAUCACGUCGGCUCCUACGUGGUCACAUGGUUCCAGCAAAACUAGCCAAGAGUGUGAUGGAGGUGAGCAGCAGGAGAUGGAGUUUGAGAUCAAGAUCUCCCUGUGGAAAACACACCAGUCUACAGGCCUACACGUUCCACAGAAUAGCUAUUUUGAUCAUGUACAAUGACUAUAAAUGCAUUGAAUUUAAUAAC